AACCAGUCAAGAGUUGCAACAGUGUUUGGUCUAGUGCAUCACUUUGAACUGCCUUGAUUACUACUCUAGGAGCGUAAUAUCCACGGUUAUUUUACGCAUUUAAAUAUUUAAUAACAGAAGCAUUUCUAUUUAUCGCUUACUAUUUGUACUUGGUGAGGCUCCUGUGGAGAAGAGUAGAAAUGGAUUCGGUGUGUCUGGUGUGUUUGGCGCUGAGCAUCGGUGCUUGGUUCGCCUCUGCGGAGAGACACAGCGUCUACUGGAACAGCACGAACCAGAACUUCCUGUGGGACGAGUACAAAGUGGAAGUGCAUAUCAACGACUAUCUGGACAUCAUCUGCCCCCACUACACCCACGGUGAGGUGUCAUCGCAUGCAGCUGAGCGCUAUGUGCUGUACAUGGUGGAGAGGGAGGACUAUGAUGUGUGCAAGCCUCACUCUUUUGACCAGCUCCGUUGGGAGUGUUCGCGGCCCUUCGCUCCCCACGCUCCCGAGAAAUUCUCUGAGAAAUUCCAGCGUUUCACUCCCUUCACCCUGGGCAAGGAGUUCAGACAGGGAGAGAGCUAUUAUUAUAUCUCCAAGCCAAUGCAUCACCAUGGCCAGGAUUGUCUAAAGCUGAGAGUGGAUGUUGUUGGGCAGAAAGGCUCCGGAAAGACCAAUCUAGAGAAAUCAAAGGCGGAAGAUACAGGCAAAAGUUUUAAUGGAGGAAAAGGGAAGUUUCCUACUGCUGGAGGAGUUCACAACCCCUCAAACCGGCUCCCAGCAGAUGACCCUGCUGUGAUGGAGCCAAACGUCCAGAGGAGCAUCGGCAGUUCAGGAGUACACCUGUUGUCCUUUCCACUCUUCCCAACCAUGAUCCCAGUCCUAUUAGCCCUGAUGCUACACUAAGGCUGAGCAAGACGCCACAACAGAGACAAUGCAAAACCAAUGCCGGUCAUUGGGACCAUGAAUGCUUUUUUUAUACAGACUUUUUUUAUACAAGCAUGGUGUCAGUGUGUGUUUGUGUGUGUGUUUGCGUGUGUGUUUGCGUGAAUGUGGAACGUGGAUCGUUCCAAAGAAGAGGACAUUUUGUAUUAUUUUAUUAUGAGGAUUGAAGUUCUCAUUUUUUACCGUUUAAGAUGCACUCUUUUUUGUUAUUAUAAACAAAACUGCAAGCAAACUGAUCAAAAUCAAAUAGAAAAUGACAAGAGGAUUGCAUUUUCUUUGUUAUCCUGGGUUUUCACCACUGGUACAGAUUUGCAUUACGCUCCUCAUCUACAUCUGUUAAUUUCAUUUUUCCUCCUCUACAUAUAGAGAAGUUAUUAAUUCUGUGUGUUGGAAAUAUUGUCGUCUUAUGCCAAUGUGGUAUACAUUAAGUAGGAUUUUCGUCAUGUUGUUGUGUAGCACUCAGCUCGCUGUUGGAUCUCCUCAAGUCUUUCAAAGCACCACUGUGACAUGCACACAAAAGCUGUCACUGGGGUUUAAAAAGACUACACAAGAAAACAAAUAGCCUAAUCCAGACCACUGGUUCUCAACUUUAAUUUUAUUUCCUUUUGGUUUAUUAGCCCUUAAAGUGAUGCUGCUUGCACAGGUUAAACAGUAAAGUUAUGUUUAGUGGGGUUGUAAUUCUUUUGUUUUUACAUUUGAUGAAUUCUUUUAUUCAGAAAAUUAGAAGAAAUGCAACACAAUUUAUUUGGAUCAUAGAAAUAAAUAUUUCUUUUUCAUGUCACAAGUCCCCACUAGUCGAUUACAUGUUCUAAGGGUGACCUGAGGUUGAGAGCCACUAAUCAAGAGACACAUACUAUGAGAUACAUUUUAAAAUGCACAGGGGUUUCAGGGAGCUGAGCUUCUUCAGUACUUAUUCUCUCAUUCUACUGAACAUGGUACACUGGCUGAUGUGCAGAUGUGAUUCCACUUGCACAUUGUCAAACCUCAAACUGAAAGGACUUCCCAGAAUACAUUUACAUUUGUUUGUUUUAUUGCCAGUGUCGUUUUGUAUAUGUUUAUAUAUGUAAAUGUGUAUAUAAAGAUAACUAUAAGAAACUGCUUUAACAUGU
Etheostoma spectabile (orangethroat darter) is the source of this 2032-nucleotide messenger RNA. It is a transcript of the gene efna1b, whose product is annotated as ephrin-A1b. Gene Ontology annotation, cellular component: plasma membrane. The transcript has 4 exons. Lineage: Eukaryota; Metazoa; Chordata; Actinopteri; Perciformes; Percidae. The record is from RefSeq and is a predicted model, not a curated record. Gene Ontology annotation, biological process: axon guidance; ephrin receptor signaling pathway. Gene Ontology annotation, molecular function: ephrin receptor binding. Bases 180 to 884 code for a protein of 234 amino acids.